GCUCCUAGCGUUCAUUCUGUGAAAAACGAAAUCGUAUUGAUUUCCGAAGAAAAAGUUAUCCGAUACUUGAAAUAUGAAGACUCUAAUAAUUACGUCAGGUUGGCUGAACUUCUACCGGAUAUAUCAUUUACACAUUAUCUGAAUUCAGUUGUUGUGGAGCUGCCUAAUAAAAGUGAUUGAGAAAUGAGCUGCCCUCUAAGAUGCCCAGAUCAAGAUUACAGCCAGCUAGGCGCAGAAGAAGGAAUGAUUUAUGGUGAAUAUUUGAUGCUUGAUAAAAUACUAAACUCCCAAAGGAUGCUGAGCGCUCAGAGUGAUAAGCCUGUUCACGAUGAACAUCUUUUCAUUGUCACGCAUCAAGCAUACGAGUUAUGGUUUAAACAAAUAAUAUUCGAGCUAGACUCCAUCAGAAACUUAUUCACAAUGACGAAUUUAGAAGAAACUCAAACCUUAGAAAUUCUGAAGCGAUUGCAAAGAGUAGUGCUGAUACUGAAGGUUCUAGUAGAUCAAGUUAUGAUACUAGAGACCAUGACACCAUUAGAUUUCAUGGAAUUCAGAGGAUACUUGAGACCUGCCUCCGGUUUCCAAAGUCUUCAGUUCAGGUUACUCGAGAAUAAGUUGGGAGUAAGAAAAGAACACAGGGUGAAAUAUAAUCAAGACUACAACACAGUUUUCGGAAAUGACGAAAAUGCAAAAAAUUUGAUUGGGAAUUCAGAGAAAGAGCCUGCUUUAUCAGAUUUGGUUCAAAGAUGGCUGGAGAGAACACCUGGUCUUGAACUUGACGGUUUCAAUUUCUGGGGGAAGUACAAAGAAGCAGUGGAAUGCCUGUUGAAAACAGACAAGGCAGAUGCAGAGGCAGAAGAAAAUGAAAGGAUACGAAAAUAUAAGCUGAAAGAUGUAGAACAACGACAAGAAAUCUUUGAGUCCAUUUUCGAUCCCAGUGUACAUGAAGCAUUAAUAAAAAGAGGGGAAAGAAGGUUUUCACACAAGGCCUUACAGGGUGCUAUUAUGAUUACUUUCUACAGAGAUGAACCAAGAUUCAGUCAACCACAUCAGAUACUUACCCUACUCAUGGACAUAGAUUCUCUGAUCACAAAAUGGAGAUAUAAUCAUGUCCUCAUGGUCCAAAGAAUGAUUGGAUCAACACAGCUAGGUACAGGUGGAUCAUCAGGAUAUCAAUACCUCCGGUCAACUUUAAGUGAUCGGUACAAAGUUUUUGUGGAUCUCUUCAAUCUAUCUACUUUCCUUAUACCAAGGUCUUAUAUUCCCCCUCUCACCAACGACAUGAGAAGCAAAUUAUGCCUAAUCUGGGGAGGUAUGACUCCAUUGACUAACGGUGACUCGAAGAAAUAAAAAAAGUCAUUGUCAAUCGUUCGAAUUGAUUUCUAAAAGUAAGUCAUAUUAUUCUGAUUAUAUAAACCACGAUGAAUAAAAUUUUGUGAAACUGG
This is a messenger RNA of Harmonia axyridis, 1445 nucleotides long. It is a transcript of the gene vermilion, whose product is annotated as tryptophan 2,3-dioxygenase. Gene Ontology annotation, molecular function: L-tryptophan 2,3-dioxygenase activity; metal ion binding; heme binding. The transcript is spliced from 8 exons. Bases 184 to 1350 code for a protein of 388 amino acids. NCBI's taxonomy places the organism in Eukaryota, Metazoa, Arthropoda, Insecta, Coleoptera, Coccinellidae. The record is from RefSeq and is a predicted model, not a curated record.